Molecule: messenger RNA, 2535 nt
Organism: Oncorhynchus tshawytscha (Chinook salmon)
Lineage: Eukaryota; Metazoa; Chordata; Actinopteri; Salmoniformes; Salmonidae
Gene: tmem51a
Product: transmembrane protein 51a
Exons: 4
Coding region: 452-1219 (255 amino acids)
Source: RefSeq, a predicted model, not a curated record
UAUUGAGAAAAGCGCUCUUCCCUUGUUCACAUCACGGGCCAUAGACCAGUGUCCCGCAGUUCAGCAUAAUCGAAUCCGCCCAAUGUUGCUCUCAAUCGGCUCACGGCCUUUUGCCCCAUUGAACCGCGCGCAUUGUUUUUGUGACGUGAUCACAUCAGUCGUCUAUAGGUCCGUCGAAGAAAGUUUCUGGUUAGAAAUGUGGCUUGAUUAGUAUAUUUCCAAGAUAUAGCUAGGCGACGUACAUUAAUUCCCUUGAUCGCGGGUGAUCAACUUCGAAGAAAGAAAACACUUUGGAAUGUAUCGUCAGCAUGCAAAGGUAGGUGCUAAUGGUCACAGGAGACAGAAGCUGCUGGAAGUCGCAUCAUCUUAAACAAAGGAAAGUCUUUGACCCCAGGUGUGAAGCAGCUAGCUGACCUAGCUGAACACUAGGUGGGCCUACGUUUUGGGGAAAAUGCUCUCCAGUGUUGAGGUGCCCCCAAACCGCCCUGUUGCCAGCAACCACCACAACAGUCCCGGAAACUCAGGUUCCCAGUAUGCCUUGUGUGCCCUGGGGGUGGGACUGGUGGCCCUGGGCAUUGUCAUGAUCGUAUGGAGUGUGGUGCCCUCCGACAUGGCCGGGAACAACAGCAGUGGCACCGGAGGAGGGAACCCGAAACCGGACACUAGGGGGAGGACUUCAUCGGUGGCCUUUGUACUGGUCGGGGCUGGAGUGGCCAUGCUCCUGCUGUCCCUGUGCCUGGGGAUGAGGAACAAGCAGCGGGAGCAGCAGGUGCUGCUAGAGGCCCAGACUCUGGGGGCAGGCAACGUAGCUACCAGUGAGGACGACGGAGAGACGGCAGAGGAGCGAGCCCAGAGGUACACUGUGCCCAGCUACGAGGAGGUGGUAGGCAGCGGCGAGUACCCCAUACGCCAGAGCAACUUGCGCCACAGCUCCUCCCAGCUGCCCUCCUACGACGACCUGGUGGACGGUGUGCAGAUGGAGCUGGAAGGGUCAGAUGUCACCCAGACGUCACCCGCUUCCGCUAACCCUGCCUCCUCUGCUGUGCCUAACCGCCGCACUGGGCGAACGGGCCUCAAGCUCCUUCCCCUUAAGAUCCGGAGGAUUAAAUCGGAGAAGCUCUUUAUGAAUAACACGGAUAACUCUCAGCCACCGGGAGGGAUCACUAUUGAGCCGCUCACUCCGCCACCAAUGUAUGAGGACAAAGCACCCCAGCUCUGAGACUUGGCACCUUCUAGGUUUCAAAGCAGGUUACUGAGGCUGCUGUGUCCCACUAGGCGUGAAUUGGUUGUGCAGUGCUACUAUAGAUGUGAUCAGAUGGCCCUUGUCAUGCAUCUGUGGUUAAAUCAUCUCGAUGGCACUUGUCAUGCCUACCUGGCUGAGGACUGUUCUUUAGACCUGCAACUCAAGCGCAGUGAGUACUGUUCCAUACGUGGGGCACUGGCAUUUGAGUAGAUCUUUGGGGCAACUCUAAUGUUGCUGGACAGAGGGAACACCUGGACAGAGAGUACACAUCCAAUUUCCGACUAUGAUUACAAGGACAUUGAAGCUUUGUUCAAAGGAUCAAUAUUAUUGGGGGAAAUUCUCGGCAUGUCUUUGAUGCCUUUUUAUUCCUUUACAACGAGUACUUACACUGGUCCAAAUCUUCUUUGUAUGCAGUUGACCAUAUUUUAUUUUCCUCUGUCUGCUAUAUUAUUUCAAGUUCCGUCUUCAUCCUCAGUCUAGUCGUGUUAUAGAUGUAUUAUUCAUGUCUGAGUUUUGUAUUCUGUACAGCUACUUAGACAGCUGCUCAUCACAUUUUGGGAGAAGUGCUAUUUGGCGACUGACUCAAUGGCCACCUUACUCAGACAGUGUUUGUGUGUUGCUGCCUGUGUUGCUCGUCAAUAGACAAUUGAGAGAGACCGAGGCUCAUGGGUAGUUAGAAGCCUUUGCCCUGUAGCCAUGGUGAAAUGGGGUUGGGCUCUGAAGGCAGUAGUGUAGUCCAGCUCUUUUCCUUUCCUUUUUUUCUUUUCUUUUUUUUUGCUCAAUAGAGGAGAACACAAGGGGGACUUUCUCUGAGCAGCUGGGAGCUGGGAUAAUGGCACCCAUUGCUCACUCACUCAUCACUCUUGAACUAUUCUUCACUAGCUCCUUGACUGGCAGCACUUUCAUUAGGAGUAUUCAGAGAAUGAACUUCUGGUGUCCAUGGUUUGACCCCAUUUUUGUUUAGUGGAGCGAAAAUACAUCAGUACCUUUUAUCUCUCUAGCCUGUUUGUUUUAUGCUUAUGAGAGUAUGGAAAUUAGCGAGUCCAUGAAGUGUUUGGAAGUUAAGAAUGUUAUUUUCUUAUCAUGCGAUACUAUUUUCUGAUGUCAUGUUGAUGAACCUGUUCAACAACUAUUCACUACUUUUUAGAUGGGAACACAAACUGUACACAACAGUAGCCUUUUUUGUGUAACUGAACACUUAAUAAACUAGCAAAUGCAUACCUAUGCACACAGAACAAGAAUAGGCUUUUUUAAUUAGAAUUGAAUUGCUGAAUUAAUAUGCUAAACAAAAA